AUGAAUAACAUAUAUAGCAUUUAUAGUAAAUUUAAUGACUUUCUUGACUUUGAAGAUAGACCAACUACAAGUCAAAGUGUAUAAUAAUAACUCAAUAAUGUUGGAUAGAAGAUGAAGGAAUACAAGGAUAAAAUAUUCACUUCACAUUAAAGAGCUAAUUCUAGUGCAACAAGGAAUGAAUAAAAACAUCAUACUUAAAAGUCUAAGUCUCCUAUUUGGGAUAGAAUGAAUUCAUAGAAUUCAUAAAAGAAGAAAAUCUUUGAUGAUGCUCCUGUGGUUAAAAGGACUAAGCCUUAGAUUUUUAGUAAACCUGAAUGGAAAUAAACAAAUCUUCAAUUAACCAAACAUGUCUAAUCUUAACCAUCUGAAGAUUUAGAUGAAAGUAGUUUGACUGUAUAAUUUUUAAUGACUGAAGAUAAAGACAUAGAUGAAAUGUAUUAUAAAGAGAAUAAUGAAUGUGAAAUUUUGAGUUAUUUGAUUACAUAGAUGGGUAAGAGACCUACACUUGAAAUAUAAGGUACUAUGAUAGAAAAUUUGACUCGUAAAAAUAGUGAAAUAAAGAAACAACUAUCUCUAAAAUUAAUGGAAAAUUAACAUUAAUUGAAUUGGUGUUAUUAUAUGUGGGAUGCAUUAUCUUUUAGAGUAAAUUAAUGUUGUGCGAGAAUUGCUAGGGCUAGAUUAGUAUUAAAAUUAUUGAAAUAAACACAUAAAGAUUUGGGAUUGAAAAUAUAAAAGAAAUAAAAAUAAAAGGAAGAAUUAGAAUUAUAAAUAUCAAAUGUUAUCAAAUUUAGAUAAAGAUAUCAAUAAGUAUUUGAAUUAGUAUGUGAAUUAAAUAAGGAUCAAAUAACUAAUGAUAGUUGGUCCUUAUAUAAGAUAAUUUCUAUUAAAGAUUUAGUUUGGACAUAAUCAAGGGAUAUGAAAUAAUAGAUGCAUUUAUAUUAUUGCUUUAGUGAUAUAAGAGGAUAUAUUGAAUCUUUAUUUCAAUAAUAAUUAGAAUAUUCAUAUCGUUUCUUUACUUAAAAUAUAAUUCUAACAUUUGUUUAAAAUAAUAAAGACAAAGAAGAAUUAUAUAAAAUGUUAGACAGUAUGUGUGAUUAUCUAUAAUAUUAUGAAUUGAAUAACAAAAGUAUAGAUAUUAGCAAAUAGAUUCGAACAUCACUUUAGAGUUAAUUUAGAAGUAUUAUAAGACAAUAAUUGAGAAAUGAGAAUGUAGAUAUCUAACCAUUGAAUUUUAACAAAUAGCUUAUGGUAUUUUAAUUAAGUAUUCUAUUAGAAAAAAGGUGUUAAAUAUGAUUGUUUACAUUCUUUGAAUAAAUAUUUGACAGCAUUUUUAACUUCAUUCUAUCUUACUUCAUAUUCUUUAGGUCUUAUUGUUUAAUAAUUCUAAAGAUUAUUAUAAAUCAAUACUUAAUAAAAGAAAUAACCUUUAUUGAAGAAGAUAGGAUUUCAAUAUAAUAUUGAAAAGAAUCAAUUUUGGCAAUAUAUAUAAGAUAAAGUUGUAAAGAGCAUAAGACAUACUAAAAUGGAUGCCUAAUGUGUUUAUUAAGAUUGGAUAAGAUUUGAGGCUUUGAUUUUUAAGAUCAUAUAAAUAGGGGAAGAAUUAAGUAAUUUGAAAUCUUAUACACUCUUAUUUCAUUUAAAGAAUACAUUAAGAUUAAUUGCAUAAGGAUUAAGCAUUAAUGUUAUACAAUGUUUAAGUAUUUAAAAAGGAAUGGGAUCAACUGAUAUUGUUAAACCAUAAUAUUAAUGUGUAUUAUUUAAUAAAUUAGAUAUUUAUGUUGAGAACAGAAGACUUAAUGUACAAUCUUAAUAUUUGAAUUAAUUAUUAGAAGUGAAAUAAAUAUUACCUCAUUUUGAAUAAUAAUAACCAUUGUAAUCAAUAGAAAGUCCAUAUAAUAAGAAAGAAGAAUAUUUCUUUAUUGUAAGUAAGUUUUAGGAAUUACUCUUUUUUGCUUAAAAUAUUUAAUAAUUUAGAAUUGAUUGUUUUUUACAUACUAUUCAUUGUUUUGAAUAUUAUUGUUAUCUUUUGAUUAGAAAUGAUCUCUAUCCUCAAAUAAAGUAACUUUAAUUUGAAUUACCUUCUUAUGAAGAUAAUUUUGAUAAUCUUGUAAUAAGUCAUCAUCAAAUAACUAAAUUUGCUAGAUUUAAUAAUCUAUAAUAAAUGUUAAUGAAAUAAAUAGAUAGUAUUAGAUCUACUAAUCUUUAAAUUUAAGUGAUUUAUACUUCCUCUUGUUUGAGAGAGAUUUUGGAAAAUUUAACAUUAUGUUUUUAAAUUUAUGAGUUUAUUAAAUAAUCUUAUAGAUAUUAGGAAGACAUUGAAUUUAUUGAAUCUUAUUUAAAGAAAACAAAGUAAUGGUUAGAUCAAUUAAAAUUCUUAUGGAUCUAUAAUUAAGGAUUGAAAGAUAGUGAGAUUGAUAAUAAAUAAAUAACUAGUUAUUAGAUUAUGUAUAAAAUGACUCAGAUUAUGCAUCAAAUAUCUGUUAUAUCUUUAAAUAAUUAAACAAUAAGACCAGAAGAGAUAGGUUAGAUUUAUUAUCAAGCAUAUACUGAAAAUUUAAUGGAAUUGAUAAUAGGAAGUUUAAAUAAAUAAAAUAAAUAAUAAAUAUUUGGAGAAUUAUAAAAAUUUAUUAAAUAAAUUAAUGGAUAAUAUUAGAGUUAACAAUUUGAUUGUUUUGUAAGAUUACUUGAUAUAAGAACAUAGAGUCAAUAUUUAGAAUAGAUAAAUAAGUUACAAUUAUUGAGUCUAAAAACAUAAAUAUCUAUUCUAUAAAAAGAUAUCAAUUUAGAUUUGAAAUAAAUUACUCAAAUCUACAUAAAUUAUGUAAAUGAAAAUAGUUGA
Molecule: messenger RNA, 2839 nt
Organism: Paramecium pentaurelia
Lineage: Eukaryota; Ciliophora; Oligohymenophorea; Peniculida; Parameciidae
Source: the annotation of a GenBank genome assembly